GAAUAAUCAAAGCUCCGACACCCAACGCUCCUUCUCCUCGACGGAAUCGAUUUGGCUCUCUGGGGCUCUGGUGUUGGUUAUUCUCAAGAUCAACUUACUGAGCGACAUUGUACGCUUGGUCCUUUGUCGCCCUUCCCCGGAAACAGCCACCUAUCUCGAGUUUGAGGUUCAUCUUGCGUUUGACUAUGAACCAUCUUUGACAUCCUCUUUUCCCGAUGGCGAAAGCCCUGCAACCGAGAUAUGUCUUUCUUUUUUGGCUUGUGUGAACCGGGAUUCUCCAGUGACUGCCUUGCGAUUCAAUCUUCUUUUUCGAUUCGUCCGACUCCGGAGACGUACUGAAUGCUGUCGUGGUUUGGCUUCUAUCUCUGAACCUCGCGUGCAAUCCUUCCAACCUCGUUGCAACACCCUCCCCGACGAUAUUCGCCGGGUGCCGUAGAUAUGGCAUCUCAGAACAACAACUCAGCCGGAGAUUCUCAUUUCUCCUUUGCGAAGAUUGCUGCGAUGCCUGCACCCCCCACCCCCCACUUGCCCAUGGCAUCUAACGAGAGUGAUUCCGCUCAACCUGCAAAUGUCGCUGUUUAUUCUGAAUCAUUAGAUUCCAGCGCUUUGGGGCCUGGACUACACAACCUCAAUACCAUCAAUGAACAGAUCCCUCUCGCUGGUGCCAGUGGUAACGAUCUGGCAAGAGUUGUGCAAGAAAUUGAUCUUAGUCCGCAUAAGGACCGUCAAGGAUCUGGAUCUUCGAGCGACGAUCAUGAGAAUGGCCUUCUAAAGCGUGAAAAUUCCUUCGAUGAUGAUCGUACUCAUCUCUCUACCUCUUCCACCAAAAUGACCAACUUCGACUCCAAGAGCUUGGCUUCGGUGACAACCUUCGCUAUGGAUGAGAAAGAUUCAGUUCGGCCCGACGACAGUGCCAGCGUGCAAGCCAUUGAUGAAGAAGAGUCCCUGUCCGGGGCUGCUUCAGGUGCUCCAAACUCAGUGACGGGAUCGGAGGCCGGUGGACGUGUAUUCCGUGACCAUUUUCGCGAUAACAUUGCUCUUCGCCCGCGUGGGAUUCUUCCUGCACCCGUCCCUGGCUUCAACGACGGCAAUUCGCAGGGUGCUGUCAUCAUCCCUCCGGACUCGGUAGCGAACAACUUCGUGGUACCGGUCAACCCUGACAGCCCGGCAAAUUCCCCGAGCCUCCAUUCAUUCCCUCUUCAUCCAGACGAAAAACUAAUUACGGCUAUGGAAAAUCCUAAAGAUCGACUGAUGGUUCUCACGAUAGAGGAAAAGGUCCGCGCUUUCAUUGAAUAUUCCAGUGAACAAUCCUUGGAACUGCCCCCCAACAAUUCCUACGGUCGACUUCUCGCGCAUAGACUGGGAGAUUACUACCAUUUGACCCAUUUCGUGGACAACAACGUGACUUCAGUGCGCCUCCACCGGACGCCUUUCUCCAGACUCCCCACUCCCCUGUCCGAGCUGUUUCCAACUUCAAACGAAAAGCCAUCUCACCCUAUGCCGACGAAAAUCAUGCGUCGGGCAGAUGGACGGCCCUCUGCCGAAGGCAGCGUGGCAGCAAGUUCAUCUGUUCCAUCUAAGGCGGCGUCAGAGACCGAUGAUGCGGGACAAGAUGGAGACCCUACCGGUUCGGCUGGUUCAAUGUCUGCUAAGGACCGUAUGGCUAUGACCCGGGAAGAACGAGAAGCCAAAUAUGCAGAAGUGCGUGAGCGCAUCUUUCGUGAUUUCCCCGAGACUGCCAAGUCAGAGGCUAGCGGUGACUCUACCACGAACAUGUCCCGCUCGAGCUCGACUACCGGACGCAAAAAGAACCAGAAGCAGCGCACUCCUCAUGAUGACGGCUUUGAAGCUCGCUCCCAAUUCAAUCCCUAUUACCCCGGGAUGCAGUUUACCAACAACGGUUCCCCGGCUUACAAUACGUCUGCAAACGAUGGCUCAUAUGCCCAUCAAGUUCCAUACAUGGUUGGACCGGGUGUAGCCCCGCCUAGUGGUGGCUACAUGUCUGCUGGUCAAAAUAACACGAUGUAUCCGGCGCAGGGAGGUAUGAAUAACGUGCCGCAAUUUUCAGCCGCAAUGUCGCCGCAAGUGGGCUCUACUGCCCCGUGGCAAGGCGGGAACGCACCCCAGCAAUCGCCAUUCCCUGGGUACUCUGGGAUGAAUCAGCCUGCUAUUAUGGGCCAGCCGACAUCCACCAAAUCCUCGCCAGCUAUGAAUAACUUCCCCACCCCUCAUUCGCCACAAUUCCAACAGGCUCCUGGUUGGAAUCAGGGCGCUUUUCCGGGCAACUUUCAGCAAUCCCCCCAUCAACGUCCCCAACAACACCCGACCCCUUGGUCUAACUACCAGGCCCAGCCCAUGCCCCCAAACAUGGCCACCUACUCUUAUGCUCAGUACCCAGGGCAGCAUAUGAAAUCUGGCCUUCACAGUGCUGGAAAUUCGGCGAUGGCAAGCAAUUUUCCCAGGUCCCAUUUCAACCCCCAGACACGCUCAUUCGUCCCGGGAGGCGCUGGGACCCAACGGCACCCAGGCAAAGGUGUUCAGCAUCCAUUGCAGCAACCGUACGGAAAUAGACCUUCUGCUGCACAGCCCAGUUGGCCUAGGUUCCCAGAGUCUAUGCCCAAUCACUCCGUCGAUCACUCCGCUGCUGCCAGUGCAGCUCGCACGCCAAGCACAGGCUCACAAACCUCUCUUGCUAAAUGGGGAACGCCAUCCCACCUACCUCCCAAACCUCCUCCCUCCGAAGUCCGCUCUGACUUUGAUUUAAAACAUCGCACUGGAUCCACAAGCCUCCCUACUCCAACAGUUGCGAGUAAUGGAAUUCCUAGUGCCGCCAAAAACGGGCCUCUGGUCGUGUCAGGAGGAACCACCGCUUCGAAGAUGAACUAGAUCCGUGGACGAUGACUGGAUCCCGCAAAUCGGGGUGUUUCUCUGUUCUCUUUCGUCUUAUCUUCAUGCAUUGAGUCAUGUAUUGGUGGAAGUUGGUUUGGUCCUGAGGCGUCAACUCACACUAUGAUGUAUGUUGGCCAAGCGGGCUUGUACAGUUAGCAAAUUGCAUGGCGAUCCGGGCGUUUGAAGCCUAGCUCUUUCUUAGCUAAGAAUCUACAUAUCUGAACAGCUUUCCAUCCACCGUGUGCAGGUUUGCAGAGUUAGACUUUCAAUCUACGUCAAACAAUGACAAUAACAAAGUAUCUA
Molecule: messenger RNA, 3192 nt
Organism: Penicillium brasilianum
Lineage: Eukaryota; Fungi; Ascomycota; Eurotiomycetes; Eurotiales; Aspergillaceae
Source: the annotation of a GenBank genome assembly